AUGGUAUACAUUAGCAACAUUUCCCACCCCACCAACCAAAAAUUGGUAGCGAAGCAGUACCAGAUCAGUCUAGGCAAGCUCCAAAAGAAGGUGGCUGCUGAUUUCAAGGAAGACAGUAAGUACCGCUUCUACCAAGGCAAGAACAUGGAGUCGCACCUCUACGAGGGAAUUCAGCCUGCUGAGUUCUACGACAAGCUCGAGAACGUGCUCGCAACCCAGAAGUCUGCCUUCAAGGUCAACAUCGCUCUUGGAUACAAGCUUGUCAGCAGAACUGAUGACAGCGAGACUCGCUACUUCCGCCCGAAUAUUAGCAACACGUCUGUAUUUAGCACUCCUGUAGCUAUCAACAGCAAGGCUGAUAUUCGUAAGAAGGUGAUCUCGGAGAUUCGCUCCAUGGAGUUGGCUGACAAGCUCAACUACCCCAGCUCCGGGUACAUGGUGAAGGGGAUUACUGGCUUCAAAAUCUAUAUCUACCAACGCGACCAUGCUCUGGGUGAUAGCGAGGCUGUCAUUCCUAAGGCGAUUCGUAAUAACAAGCACGUCAUCAACUUCCCCAAGACGAACAACAAGUGUGUCUUCCACUGCAUUGCUUAUCACAAGCAGGAGGGAGCCAAGAAGGAUCCUCGCAGAAUCCAGGCUCUGGUGAAACAAGCCUUCAAGCAGUACUGUUCGUACAAGGAGAUCACCUACACUCUGGGUCUGUUCUGCAAUUUCAAGCCUAUCGACAUUCUCCAAUUCGAUGAGCUUGAGGAGUGCUUCAAGCUGAACAUCAACGUCUUCAACAUAGAUUUUGAGACGGGCAAGGUUGAAUGCAUUCGCUGCUCGGACAAGGACUAUGAUUCGAUCAACAUCCUGUCGCACGAGAAUCACGCUCUCUACAUCACGAACGUUGAUAUGCUCCAGCAGAAGUACCAAUGCUCUACGUGUGAGAUGGUGUUUGUUAGCUCUGAUAAGCUACGCAACCACACUAAGAACCAAUGCGAACUCGUGAACAUCGAAUCGUUCCCAGCUCAGCCAACCAUCUACCAACCCGCUCCGAACAGCAUUCGUUCCAUGCUGACUAAGUACUCCAUCAAGGAUGCUGACCAUUACAUCGAUCACUUCAUUGUCUAUGAUUUUGAGGCUAUCCUCAAGCCUACGGGUGUCAAAAACGGAGAGAAUACUAUCUUCGCAAACGAACACAUUCCUGUGUCUGUUUCCGUGGCCGACAGCUUGACUGAGGAGGUGCGAUGCUUUGUCAGCGAUGACCCGAAGGAGUUGCUCAAGGAUAUGUUCCAGUACAUCAAGGAAGUUGCGGCUAAGAUUCAGCAGUACAACGUCUCGAAGUACGAGUCUUUGCUCCGCAAAAUCAUCAACGUCCAUGGUUUGACUGACGCUGAGGUUCCUGGUCUAGACUUGGGUAAGACGUACAAGAUGGAUGAUGUCAAUGCUUGGACUCAGAACUGGGAGUUUGCUUGUUUCUUCGAUUUCCACAGCAAUCUCACAUUCGGUAAGAAGCGCUCGGAUUAUGGCAAGCUGAAGCAGUGCAUUGGUCAGGUACCAGUAUUCGGAUUCAACUCUGGACGCUACGACAUCAACCUUAUCAAGGCGGACCUGUUUGCAGUCAUCGGUACUGACAACAUCACAUCAGUCAUCAAGAACCCUGGCUACAUGUGCAUCGCCACAUCAGACAUGAAAAUGCUUGACAUUAGCAUCUAUGUUCCGGCAGGCACCAGCUAUGCAAAGUACUUGUCGACAUAUCUCGGUGAGUGCAAGUGUGAUGACAAGAUUCGAUGCGUCUGUGGCCUAGGAAAAGGCAUCUUCCCGUACGAGUACAUUACUUCAUUUGACGUACUCAGUCAGCCGGAAGUCCCUCCUAAGUCGGCGUUCGACAGUGCUCUUCGUAGCACUAGCAUCAGCGAUGAGGACUAUGCGCGGGAUCUACUCAUUUGGUACAACAACCUCGAUGUAUUACCCUUCAUCAAGGCCAUCAAAGCCCAGCGAGAACUAUUCAAACGUUUCGAACUUGAUAUGUUCACUGAUGGUGUGUCGCUACCUGGUCUCUCUGAGAAAGUCAUGUAUCAGACGUGCUUCAACAACCUCCAGCAACCAAGUAAAGAGCCUGCUGAAGCGUUUGACUUUCCCGCUAGUCGCUUAAGUGGAUAUAAAACCCAGGAUGCUGAUGCCGAUCGUGAAUUCAAUAUGACGCUAGAACACCUCAACGACUUGCUAGAGCGACAAAAGUACCUGUGUGGGCUAUGCUACAAGCAACUCACAGCUGAUACUGCCUCGGCUGACCGAAUCAAUAACAAGCUCGGACACAUCGAUGGUAAUAUCUUGAUCAGCUGUGUGGGAUGCAACGUUGCUCGCAAGAACAUGUCGCUAAAGGGCUUCCGCCACAAGAAACUACUUGAAUUCAACUCAGACAGGUUGGUGUACAGUAUCGAUAGAGAGGAGAAGGACAUCUACACCAAGAUGAAGGCGAACAUUGCUGGUGGUCCUUCUAUCAUCUUCAACAGAUACGCGAAACGCAACGAGACCAAGAUUCGAGGGGGUAAGAUCUGCAAAAAGAUCAUCGGCUACGAUGCUAAUGCUCUGUAUUUGUGGGCACUUGGUAAUGAGAUGCCAUGUGGACGGUUGAGUACCAUCGAGGCAUACACAGGGAUCGUCGAUGAUAUUGUAAAUGACAAGAUCUUUGGCUUCCUCGAGUGUGAUAUCCGUACACCAGAGCACCUCAAACCCUACUUCAGUGAAAUGACCCCAAUUUUCAAGAACACCCUUAUCGACUGCAGCGAUCGGAGUGUCAUCGGUCAGAACAUGUUCGAGUACAACGAGGAGCGCAAGCAAAGCCGAGCAAAGCCGGCUCGCAAACUCAUCAGGAGCUACUUUGGUGAGAAGAUCCUCAUUUUUGCACCACUACUCAAAUGGUACAUUUCUCAUGGCAUGGAGAUCACCAAGACUUACAGCUUCAUCAAGGCUAGCUCUCACAAGGCAUUUGCACCAUUCAUGGAAGCCGUAUCGAGCGCGCGACGAGAGGGUGAUGAAAAUGUUAAAUCCAUCUGUAAGAUGAUUAUUGAGAAGCUCGCUAAGCUCCGUAUGUUGCAAUUCUACUAUGAUUGCAUUGACUUCUACUUCGACCGUUCGGAAUUCCAGUACCAAGAAAUGGACACAGACUCGGCUUAUAUUGCGUUCAGCUGUGAGAAGCCAUUCGUUGAGUGUAUCAAGCCCGAGCUUUGUGAGCAUUUUCAGCAGCAUACGUACGAGUGGUUCCCACGUGAUUAUAGCGAAGAGAUGGCUCAGUUUGAUCGCCGAACGCCAGGUUUGUUCAAGGAUGAGUGGUCUGGUGAUGCUAUGGUAUCAUUGUCCUCUAAGAACUACAUUUGCUACCUACCAGACGAAUCUUACAAGGUCAAGGUUUCAGCGAAGGGAGUCCAGCAGAGUGGUGGCCGCAAUGGCGACGUCCUCAACCCAGAUGGCUUUGAAUCAGUUGUUCGCGAUCGCAUCACGCUACAGGGCACCAACAAGGGGUUUAGACUCAGUAAGGAGACCUUAUACCAGAAGGCUAAAGAACUUGAGCCGAAGAUUACGAUGAAAAUCGUCAAGGAAUGGUACUCAAACCAGAGCGAUAUUCAGCGAUUUCAGGAGCAGAAGAAGCGAUACGAUGGCUAUGGUGACAAUAGCGACCUCAACGUCGCUGAGUUGAAAGCUAUCAUGAAGAACCUCAUCAUUCAUGAUCGUCCCCAGAAGACCCAAGCCGCUUUGUAG
Molecule: messenger RNA, 3744 nt
Organism: Phytophthora sojae
Lineage: Eukaryota; Oomycota; Peronosporomycetes; Peronosporales; Peronosporaceae
Exons: 5
Coding region: 1-3744 (1247 amino acids)
Source: RefSeq, a predicted model, not a curated record